CGCCGAUCUUCCCCGCGCCGCCACGCGAUCUCCCUGGCUCCCCCGCCGCCGUGUGACCUCCCCGGCUACCCCCCGCCGCGUGACCUCCCCGGAGCCCCCGCCGCUGGACCACCUCCCCGGACCUAGCGCCACCGGGCCUCCUGCCACCGGCCCUCACGGCCCAACGUGCAUCCCGCCGCGGCUCGCCGGGAUGAAGAGGCUGCUCGUUCAUGGCGGGAGGGCAAUCGGCUCCCCCUCUAGGAGCGCGGUGGGAGACCCCUCUGUCCUGCCCGCACUUGGCAACAGCGUUCUACUGCCCAGGUAUCAUUCGACCGAGAAACACGAUGACAGUGACACGCUGUGCAAAAUCGGAGAGAAGGAAAGGACGACGGCUGAGGAGUUCCUGAAGAUGGCCAAGGAGAAGACCGACGACUUCACCCAGGGCGCAAAGGAGACGGUGCAGGAGACCAAGGAGGCGGUGCUCGGCGAGUCGGACGAUGACAAGGACAAGUUCAAGUAGCGGGUCGAGCAGGAGAGGUACGAUCAGAAAAUAAGUGAGAGGGAGGUGUUCGCUUGGUGUAUGUUCGCGCGCAGUCAUGGCCUGCCAAAAGCCAUUAGCUCUGCAGUUUGUAUGUCAACCACUAGGGUUGGUAUCUGUAUGUGUAAUGUGAUCUUGGUACUAUAAAACUUGCCACU
Molecule: messenger RNA, 675 nt
Organism: Triticum dicoccoides
Lineage: Eukaryota; Viridiplantae; Streptophyta; Magnoliopsida; Poales; Poaceae
Exons: 2
Coding region: 191-499 (102 amino acids)
Source: RefSeq, a predicted model, not a curated record